Frankliniella occidentalis (western flower thrips) is the source of this 1871-nucleotide messenger RNA. Its product is annotated as cytochrome P450 302a1, mitochondrial. Bases 214 to 1788 code for a protein of 524 amino acids. The record is from RefSeq and is a predicted model, not a curated record. Lineage: Eukaryota; Metazoa; Arthropoda; Insecta; Thysanoptera; Thripidae. Gene Ontology annotation, molecular function: iron ion binding; heme binding; oxidoreductase activity, acting on paired donors, with incorporation or reduction of molecular oxygen. The transcript is spliced from 9 exons.
UUCAAUCCGAAUACGGUGUUCGCUGAUGUCGGCUGCUUCAGACCUGACCUAAACAUUGGUAACCGGAUUGUUCUUGCCGGAGUGUUAUUGAAAAUAUAGAAACUGAGCAAAUAACACGAAGUAUUGUGUCUAUGGACUGGAAUUUAGAGAGUAUAAGCAUGAAUAGUCGUUUUGGUGUGGACAACGUGAUUUAAUAUUUGAGCAACUGCUUUUAUGUAUAACAUGGCUCUUCAGUGUGGUCCAAGUAAAAUUGGGUUCUGGAAAAAUAUCAUUGGUGCAGUUAAACAAGUAAAUUUAAACUUGAGUAAAAGGAGUCUCAGUUCCUCCUUGAGUGAACCAGAACAAGAGCAACUCACUCAAGAUAUCAAGCCAUUCGAUGAAAUUCCUGGGCCAAAGUCACUUCCAUUCAUUGGAACCGUAUAUCUCUACUCAUUGGGGGUUUAUUCUUUUGAAAAUGUUAUUGAAUCUGGACGGAAAAAGUAUUUAAAAUAUGGCAGAAUAGUUCGUGAAGAAAUUGUACCAGGUAAACAUACAGUUUGGAUAUUUGAUCCAGAGGAUUAUAAGCAAUUGAUUUUGUAUGAAACCACUAUGUUUCCAUCUCGAAAAAGCCACCUUGCUGUUGAAAAAUACCGCAAAAGUCGUCCAGAAGUUUACUGUUCUGGAGGUCUCCUUUCCACCAAUGGAGAAGAGUGGUGGAAAUUGCGGCGAGAAUUUCAGAAGGACUUUAGUGCUCCUCAGGCUGUUCAAGCUUAUUUGCCUGCAACUGACAGAAUAAUAAAAGAGUUUGUAAACAGACAGUUACUUUUUCCUUGUGAUUUUGACUUUAUGUUUGUUCUAUCUAGGCUCUCUCUACAGUUAACAUGUUUAAUAGCAUUUGAUGAGGAAUUUGAUUCCUUUUCUAAUCAACAGUUGAAGUAUGAUUCCCGCUCCUCUCAAUUAAUUGAAGCUGCUUUUACUGCCAACCAGACUGGGUUUAUGAUGGAUCGUGUUGGCUUCCAAACAAGACUAUGGAAGCGAUUUAGUGAGGCAUCUCUGUUCAUUGAAAGUGUUGCAGUAGAGUUGGUAAAGAAAAAGAAGAGAUCUUUAGAAAAGUCCAACCCAUUAGAAUAUUCAGAAGAUUAUGUUCCCUCCUUGCUUGAGCUUUAUUUAACAAUGCCAAGCAUAAACUAUAAGGAUGUAAUUGGAAUGACUGUGGACUUACUUCUUGCUGGAAUUAACGCAACUGCAUUUACUGCUUCUUUUGCACUUUAUCACCUUUCAAAAAAUGAGAGAGUCCAAGAUAUUCUUAGGAUGGAAGCCAGAGAUCUCCUGCAGUCUCCAGAACAGGCAAUAACACCAGAGAUUUUGUCUAGCGCUCAUUAUGCCCGAGCUGUUCUUAAAGAGGUUCUUCGAUUGAAUCCAAUAUCAGCAGGUGCUGAAAGGCUUCUUACAGAAGAUAUUGUGUUAUCUGGGUACCAUAUACCGAAAGGAACUAAUGUUGUUACUCAAAAUCAAGUGUCUUGUCGUAUGGAUGAUUAUUUUGUCAAUCCUGAUGUCUUCCUACCAGAGAGAUGGAUGAAAGGAAGUCCUGUGUUUGAGAAAAGCAAUCCUUAUCUUGUAUUACCAUUUGGUCAUGGCCGACGUACAUGCAUUGCUCGCCAUCUAGCUGAACAGCAGUUGCUAAUAUUACUUUUAAGAGUUGUUCGGGAUCACAUGAUAAGAUGGAAUUCUGAGAAACCUCUUGGUUGCAAGGCUAUUCCUAUUAACAAACCGGAUCAGGUUGUUGAUUUGUCUUUUAUGAAAGUGUAAAGGACAUCUCUACUUAACAAUUGGUCCUAUCUUGUGCGUUUAUUAGUUAGAAUAAAAUAAUAAAACAAUUUUAUCAAAUUGCA